Amphiprion ocellaris (clown anemonefish) is the source of this 972-nucleotide messenger RNA. RefSeq names its product N-lysine methyltransferase KMT5A-A-like. Gene Ontology annotation, molecular function: protein binding. The transcript has 7 exons. Lineage: Eukaryota; Metazoa; Chordata; Actinopteri; Pomacentridae. The record is from RefSeq and is a predicted model, not a curated record. The coding region runs from base 217 to 972 and encodes 251 amino acids.
GUAAAAGUAGAAAAAGUGUCUGUUUGGGAUUUUUUUCACUGGGCUGUAUUGGUACAUUAAAAUGAAAAAGUAAUCCAUGACAAAAGACAGCUGUACAGUGGUCUGUUGAUAGUGAUAUUACUAGUGUAAUGAAAGUUAAACCAGACUAUUUCACUUUAUGUGUUUCUGUUUAUCAUUCCUACAGGCAUUAUCAUUUGACUGCAUGACAAAACAGAAAUGGCCAUGAGGCCGCAAAGGGCAAAAAUAAAACCAAAAGAAGAAGCAAAAUAUUUUGCAUCCCUGGGUAAAGACAAGGAUGGAUUUGAAGUGCAGUUUAUUAAUUCAUACAAAGGUCGAGGAGUGUUCAGCAGGCGCUACUUUCAGAAAGGAGAGUUCCUCAUAGAGUAUCGUGGAGAAAUAAUAAGCAAAAAAGAACAUGAAAACCGCCUUAGACUGUACCAUGACGCCCUCAAAGUGUUCAUGUUUGAAUUUCGCCAUGAUGGAAAAAAAUUAUGCAUUGAUGCAGCCAAAGAAGAUAACUCCCUUGGGAGACUGGUGAACGAUGACCACAUCAGUCCAAACAGUAAAAUGAAAACAAUCGCAGUCACUGGAAUACCGCAUCUCUGUCUGUUCGCACUGAAGGAUAUCAAACCAGGAGAAGAGAUAACGUACAACUACGGAGACUCUGACUGGCCUUGGAGGUUAAAGUCUAGCCCAGAGAAGGAGCGGCUCUGCUCUGAGGUUUUGGUCAACCUCAGAGCAGACAAUGCAACACAGAUGACUGCAACGGAGGCAGAUUGCCAAAAUUCUGCUGUGGCCAUGACAUCAGACUGCCUCAGACAAGAUGAACAGGUUUCAGGUGCCACAGUUCUUAAUCAUGCUGCUGGGACCUUAACAUCUGAUUCUUCCUGUGAAAACACUGAACAGACUGCAACGGAGGCAUUGCCAAAAUUCUGCUGUGGCCAUGACAUCAGACUGCCUCAGACAAGAUGA